AGCCAUCCUGCACAACUGGGGAGCGCCUUCAACAGUAAACGUCGCAAUUAGCCCAAGCAGCGCGUCAGACACACCCGGGGGAGGAGAGCAGGCAGGCAGGCAGGCAACCUUCAAUUUUUCUCGUGCCCUUUGGAAGAAGUGUCAAAAGUCAGCGGAGCAAUUUUAACACUUGCAGGAGGCAAUUCUGGAAACUUUUGUGUUGCAAUCGGCCACCUCAUUUACCUUCUUGGAAAGCCCAGAGCAUGCCAUGACUUAGCAUUGAGCUGUUUAUCCAUCCAUCUUUGCCGAACCCGCAAAUCGAUCCCCUGACCGAGAAUCGUCCCCAAUCAACUUCGAGCCCCUCCCGCCUGUCCGUCUGUGGCGCCGCGAUCGUCGUCAGCCCUGUUGUCCCGCCGCGUCAGAUAACCGCAGCGAGUCACUUGGGUUAGACAAGAACAUCCAACGACCCCCAAGGCGACCAGUUAGUCUUCUGCGGCAGAAAAAAAAAAUCAGAAUAGAUUACACGACUUGGGUCGCUUCAGACCAAACUGAUACCCAGACACAACUCUCUCCACAUCUCACCAUCGAAGACACGAUGAAGGCCAUGAAAGAAAUGAAGGGGUUCAAGGGCCUCGGCAACAAGAUGCUUGGCGGCAUGAAGAGGAGGCCAACAAACGGAGCCACAAGUGCAGCGCCCGCCGCCAGUGGUAGCAACCUCCCUGACGGCCCCGAUGAUGACACACCAGAGGCGAUCGCAAUCUACAACGCGAGGAAAUUCUGCGAGUCUGGAGGCGGCGACAAUGCGGGCGACGAAGUAACCUUCCUCCCCGCAAUCGUCGAUGCGGCCGAGUCCUCACCCGCCGCCGCCGCCGAGUGCGCGCGGAUAAUCCGCAAGUACCUGCACAAGGACUACACAUCCCGCCCUUCGUUCCAGUACAACGCCAUCAUGCUCAUGCGCAUCCUGGCCGACAACCCGGGGAUGACGUUCACGCGGAGCCUGGACAAGAAGUUCAUCGACACAUCCAAGGAGCUGCUCCGUUACGGCCGUGAUUUCUCGGUGCGCCAGAUGCUUAUGGAGACGCUAGACGCGUUCGAGGCCACCAAGAGUUAUGACGAGGGCCUGCAACCAAUCCUGGAGAUGUGGAAGAAGGAGAAGGAAAAGGCGUACAAGGCUUACGGGAUACCGCCCGGGGGUCCUCCUCGAGGCCCGCCAGGAGGUCUGCCACCGAACGGCUUCCAACAACAACAAAAUUACUUUUCGCGCCACCACACCAACCGGCGACUCCCGGAGCCCAUCGAGCUGGCCAACCGCCUUGAGGAGGCGCGGACGUCGGCCAAGCUACUGCAACAGGUCGUGGCAUGCACCCCGCCGGCCGAGGUGUUGGACCACGAGCUGAUUCAGGAGUUUGCGAACCGAUGCCUGAGUGCGUCCAGGUCCAUCCAGGGCUACAUGACGGCGGAGAACCCGAGCCCAGAUAACGACACGAUGGAGUCUUUGAUCGACACCAACGAGCAGCUGCAGACUGCCCUGAACCUGCAUCAAAGGGCCGUGCUGAACGCCAGGAAACAGCAGCAGCAGGCGCAGUCGCCCACGCAGGCCCAGACCAUGCCGGCGAACGGCACGGUCAGCCCGCUCGAGACGCCAGACGAACGAUUCAGGAGCCCCGACUCCAACGGUCUUUCGCUACACCAGCCGACGCCGAGCAACAAGGCGCUGGGCAAGCAGGCCGAGUCGUCGAGGUCGACGCCGCGGCCCGACGAGGACCCAUUCCGGGACCCGGUCGAGGAGAGCGGCGGCGGCAGCAGUAACAACCGCGCCGGCGGCUCGUCGUCACGGGCCGGCGGUGCUUCAGGUAAGGACAAUCACAGCGCGUACGAACCCUUGCACGUGGGCGGCGGGGGAGGAUUCGUCGUCGGCUCGACGCUAGCGUCCGGUUUGGCGCCGGGCGAAGGACGGGGCAGUGACCCGGCGGUGGCCGCCCCGAGGACAAAAUUGCAGCAGACUGAUGAGGGUACGCUGGCUUCUCGCACGCGCAAUAGGGGCAUGACGCAAGGUUCGGCCAUUUCGGACCUAUACGACGAUUCAGGCGACGAGCGGUACGGACAGACGACGUCAACGUCAAGAGCGGCGGGGAAGGCAGUGGCUGACGGGCCGAUUUACCGGUAUUGACUGAAUUGAAUAGGCGGUAAGGGGUAGGGGGUGGAAGUGGCAUAAGAAAAUAAACGCUACAUUUUGGGGUUGGUAGGCACGUUUCCUCUGUCUGGGAUGGUCUCAGAAGAGUUGGAAUCAAACUACUUCUCUGCGUGGCAAGAGAAACAUUUGUCCAUUUUUAUUGCGCCUUGUUAUUCUUUUUUUUUCUCGACUGGUCUCUUUUUCGUUUACUUAUCAUAUCCAUUAGCCGGCAAGUUUAUGCUUCGUUUUUUUUUAUCCUCUGCAUGUACUCUUGGCUUCGGACAAACUGAGAAGAAUUCUCUACACCUCUUCGAAAUCCCAGCAUCUGAAUGGCUGGCCUGAUGAUGCUUGGGGUGUUUGCUUCUAUGCAGAAGACAGUUGUGGUCCUCGCUUGCGCUGUGUGUGGUCUGAUUUAAAUUGGCUCGCAACAAAGCGCCAAAUCGGGUGAUUUCUCCCAAGAUUUGAAAAGAAAGAAAAGAAGCGAAGAAAAGAAGAAAAAUAUAACUGGCGCUUAAAGGCGCUACACUAUCCGUCUAUGUCUAUCUACAUCGUCUACAGUAGGUUUGUCGCGGCUCGCAC
Pyricularia grisea is the source of this 2731-nucleotide messenger RNA. RefSeq lists its product as uncharacterized. Gene Ontology annotation, molecular function: phosphatidylinositol binding; ubiquitin binding. NCBI's taxonomy places the organism in Eukaryota, Fungi, Ascomycota, Sordariomycetes, Magnaporthales, Pyriculariaceae. The record is from RefSeq and is a predicted model, not a curated record. The transcript has 5 exons. The coding region runs from base 575 to 2149 and encodes 524 amino acids. Gene Ontology annotation, biological process: actin filament organization; endocytosis; actin cortical patch localization. Gene Ontology annotation, cellular component: actin cortical patch.